AUGCAGUCAGACAUCACCAUCUACCAGCACGAUGCUGCCACAUUGAUGCCGGCGCUCGUAUCUCAAUUGCCAUAUAGCUUGACCCUACUGCGACGAAUUCAGCAUGGUAUCGCGUUCCCUUUUGAGACGGCCCAGCUACUGGCUACCUUCCCGCCUGGCUCUGCCCCUAAUCCUGAGACGCCGUGGCUGGCUGCGCGGGUGGAUCUCUUUCGCGGCCGCGAGACCCAAAUGUUCAUUUACUCCAGCCUCGAAGCGGAGCACACGUCAAUUCAGCCGAUCGACGCUGUCAGCACCGGUUCGACCACUGCCGCAAAGAUAUUAAAGGUGGAUUUCGACUCGCUUCCGCAAUCUACUAAUAAUAACCCUGGUCAAAACAAUGACAAUUCCAGAAAACCCAUUGUUGCCUCCUUUUCCGCUAGCCAAGCCAUCCUAGAUCUGGCCCGCACACAGCUCUUGGCCUUCCUGUCAUAUGUUAAAACCCACUUGCUGCCAGUGUACCUGUCAUCUUUGGAAAGCUCAGCCGCAGCCACAUCUACGGCUAAAACUCAGACCUCGUCGGCCCCCAACUCCAACACAAUUCCCAUUCGAUCAGGAACCUACACAACCUCAGAUCCCAUUCCCAAUAUCCGGGUCCAUCGCUUAGACGAUCCACCUUACUACAAGUACUUUUUCCGCCGAUCUGACUUCGGCCCCGAGGAACAGUCUAGAAGAUCUGGUGAUCAUGGAUCUGCGGAUUCGUCACUCCCGGUCGGAUAUAGGUUCCGUGAUCGUGAAGGCAGGGAAGGUGUUCACUCAUGGCAUUUAGACCUUGUGCAAAGUCGCACAAGUAUUCCCAGAUCAAGGGCACAGCUCUCCACAAUGCCUAGUGUGGCAGUUUAUCGGGAUUCCGAACCUGUUGAUAACGAUGCUGAUGAGCAACCUAUUGCUUGGGGAUUUUUGGGUAUGGAUGGGUCAUUGGCCACAUUGCAUGUUGAACCGGAACACCGAGGCCGUGGGCUUGCACUUCCGUUGUCAAAGGAGAUCAUGUGUCGUGGAAUGGCGCCGGAUGGCCUGUUCGGGCCCAGGAGUUUCGAGUUCGAUAGUCAAACUCAAGAUCGCGUUGGGGCUUGGGCGCAUUCCGACGUGUCUGGAGUGAACGCAGCCAGUCGCAGGGUCAUGGAAAAGAUCGGAGGCCAAGUCCUAACAACUGUGACCUGGAGUAUCAUUGAAUUAUGCGACUGA
Molecule: messenger RNA, 1221 nt
Organism: Penicillium salamii
Lineage: Eukaryota; Fungi; Ascomycota; Eurotiomycetes; Eurotiales; Aspergillaceae
Source: the annotation of a GenBank genome assembly